UUGAUGAGACUAGGGACUUGACAGCAGUAGGGCAUCUGUCAACUUAGAAUUUCAAUGUUUACGGAACAAUCUUACCAUUGCGGGCCCUGAAAACGUGAUAGUUUGUUUCUACUAUGCUCGACCCAUCGUCUAGCGAAGAGGAGUCUGACAAUGAGACCCUCGAAGAUGAAAAUUCAGACGUUCUCAGCCUACCCAGUGCUGAACAGAGAAGCCUGUCAGCUAGUGGGGAUAACCUGAGUGUGAUGGGGGGGCAUUCAAGAUCUAAUAGCAUACGUCCGUCAAGUCCCAGUCCUUCACUCAUCAGUGAUAGAGAGAAAGCUGUAGAAGAUGCAGAGAAAAUCGAAAAGGAGGAAGAAGAGAGAAAGAAGAGGUUACAACUGUAUGUGUUUGUAAUGAGAUGUAUAGCCUAUCCUUUUAAUGCAAAGCAACCAACUGAUAUGGCAAGAAGACAAACUAAAGUAACAAAACAACAGCUACAAACUAUAAAAGAACGCUUCCAUGCAUUUCUCAGUGGUGAAACAAGUAUUGUCGCUGAUGAGGCCUUUACAAAUGCAGUCCAGAGCUAUUAUGAAGUGUUUUUGAAAAGUGAUCGUGUAGCAAACAUGGUUAGAAGUGGUGGAUGCUCAGCUAAUGAUUUCCGUGAAGUUUUCAAAAACAACAUUGAAAAAAGAGUACGCAGCUUGCCAGAGAUAGAUGGUUUAAGUAAGGAAACAGUGUUGAGUUCUUGGAUGGCAAAAUUUGAUGCAAUAUACCGCGGUGAGGAGGAUCCAAGAAAGCAACCACAACGCAUGGCCACUGCUGCUUCAGAGCUCAUCCUCAGCAAAGAACAGUUAUAUGAAAUGUUUCAAAAUAUCUUGGGAGUGAAAAAAUACGAGCAUCAAAUUUUAUAUAAUGCUUGUCAGCUGGACAAUGCUGAUGAGCAGGCAGCUCAGGUGCGGCGAGAGUUGGACGGGCGGCUUCAGAUGGUGGAGAUGAUGGCGCGGACCCGCCGUCACCCGAAGUUCCUGGUGAAGGAGAUGGAGAGCAUGUACAUUGAUGAGCUCAAGUCCUCCAUCAACCUGCUGAUGGCCAACCUGGAGAGUCUGCCCGUGUCCAAGGGUGGGACGGAGGCCAAGUACUCGCUGCAGAAACUUAAGAGAUACAAUCGAGCACAGCACUCCUCUUUGUCCAAGCUAGACAUCAGUGAAGAUAACGAACCAGGCCUGUCCAAACUUGAUGUGGUGCUGUCUUUCACACUGGAGGUGCACGUGAGCGAGGUGAAGGGUCUGAAGUCCCUGGCCCCUAACAAGAUUGUAUACUGCACGAUGGAGGUGGAGGGAGGGGAAAAACUCCAGACUGACCAGGCCGAGGCAUCUAAACCAUGCUGGGACACACAGGGGGACUUCACCACUACACACCCACUGCCAGUUGUGAAGGUGAAGUUGUACACAGAGAGCUCCGGCAUGCUCAGCCUGGAGGACAAGGAGCUGGGCAAAGUAGUGAUUCGACCAACAGCCAAUAGUAGUCGCAUGGCGGAAACCUACAAGAUGACAACGGCCAAGAAUUUCCCUGACAACUUGACAAUAAAAAUAGCUGUACGCAUGGAUAAACCUCAAAACAUGAAACACUGCGGUUAUUUGUACGGCCUAGGGAAGACGGUUUGGAAGAAGUGGAAGAGGCGAUAUUACGUCCUUGUUCAAGUGUCCCAGUACACAUUUGCCAUGUGCAGCUACCGGGAGAAGAAGCCCGACCCAACAGAAAUGAUGCAACUGGAUGGCUUCACUGUCGACUACUGUGAACCUCUGCCAGAGCUGGAGGGCGGCAAGUGUUUCUUCAACCUGGUGAAGGAGGGAGACAAUGUGAUGUUUGCCACGGACGAUGAGUCUGAGAGAACGUUGUGGGUGCAGGCGAUCUACAGAGCCACUGGACAAACCCACAAACCAACGCCUCCCGUUGUCCAGACAAACAAGAUAAGCAACACGCAGAUCUCCAGAAUGCAAGGAGAUGCGGACCGGGCUCGGAAACACGGUCUGGAUGAGUUUGUACAGGCCAACCCCUGCAUAUUUGAACACCAUGACCUCUUCAAGACACUGCAGACCCUGACACUAGACUACCGACUCAACGAUGCAUACACCUGUCUGGGAUGGUUCAGUCCGGGGCAGCUGUUCUGUCUGGAUGAGUACUGUGCCCGGUAUGGGGUUCGGGGUUGUCACCGACACUUGUGUUACCUUAGCGACCUGCUGGAGAGAGCGGAGAAGGGCAUCCUCAUCGACCCGACCCUCAUCCACUACAGCUUUGCUUUCUGCGCAAGUCAUGUUCAUGGGAACAGGCCGGACGGGAUAGGCACCGUUCUUCAGCGGGAGAAGGCAAAGUUUGAUGAAAUCAAGGAGCGACUACGAAUUCUUUUAGAGAACCAGAUCACCCACUUCAGAUACUGUUUCCCCUUCGGCCGACCUGAGGGAGCACUGAAAGCUACACUGUCGCUACUGGAAAGGGUGUUAAUGAAGGAUAUUGUAACCCCUGUUUCCCCUGAGGAGGUUCGCCAGGUCAUCAAGAAGUGUCUGGAGAAUGCUGCACUCGUCAACUACACCAGAAUCUCAGAAUAUGCAAAGAUUGAGGGACGCAAGAAAGGAAAUUGCGAUGCCUUGAGUGACGACAUCUCUUCCAAGAAGAAGCUGGAGGACAUCAUGCACCUUGCGGAGCUGUGUAUAGAGGUGUUGCAGCAGCACGAGGAGCAUCACGCAGAGUCUGAUGUGGACAGAUCGCUCCGGAAGAUGGUACAGACUAAAGUGUACAAUGCAUUUGCCUGGUUUAGUGAUCUGCUGGUGGAGCAUGCGGAGAUCUUCUGGUCGCUGUUUGGGGUGGACAUGAAUGCUGUACUGGAGGCACAGCCACCGGACACAUGGGACAGCUUCCCACUCUUCCAGCUGCUCAACGACUAUCUGAGGACAGAUGAGAACCUAUGCAACGGCCGGUUCCACCAGCAGCUGAGAGACGUGUUCGCACCUCAGGUUGUGCGGUAUGUGGACCUCAUGGAGUCCUCCAUUGCACAGUCUAUACACAAGGGCUUCGAGAGGGAGAAGUGGGAUCAACAAGGGAAUGGGUGUGGAACGUCGGAAGACAUGCUGUGGAAGCUGGACGCCCUGCAGUCUUUCAUCCGAGACCUGCACUGGCCCGAGGAAGUGUUCGCCGAGCAUCUGGACCAUCGCCUCAAGCUCAUGGCCGCCGACAUGAUAGAAGCAGCAGCCAAGAGAACGCUGAAGGCGUUUGAGAGCUGGCUGAGGAAGGGUGGGAAGGGAACAGACUACAACACCUACUCCGAGAUCUGUACCCAGAUGAACGUCAUCAUCGACUGCAAGAACAAGGCUCUUCAUCUGUGUGCCUUGGACAGUGGAUCAAAUAUGCACCAGUAUCACACCAAGAUUGACGAGUUCCUGGAGAGAGUCCAGGUGCAGAUGGUCAAGUGUCUUGUGGAGAAGUUCCUGUCCGUGCUGGAGUCCGUACUGAGCAAGCUGGCCAGAUACGACGAGGGAACGUUCUUUGCUUCCAUUCUCUCUCUUACAAAACCUGUAGACGAGUUGGGCAAGUCCUAUGUUGACUUCAUGCGAGGUAACCUGGAUCAGAUGAGACAGAAGAUCACUGAUGAACUCUACACUCUCACGUUGUUUGAGCAAUGGUACAGUGAUCAGAUGAAGAUGAUGUGUGACUGGCUGACUGACAGACUGGACCUGUCUCUCCACCCCUACCAGCUCAACUGUCUCAUGACCAUCAACAGGAAAUGUUUCUCCGACUUCGAGCUGCAAGGUGUGCCUGAAAAUGUCCUCAACUGCAAGACCUACACCACCAUCUGCAGCCGGCUGCAGGUUGAGGAGGCCACCCAAUCAGUGACACAAUCAGAAAGCAGCAGUCGCACAACAUUCCUGGGGAAGGUGCACAACGACAGCGGAGAUGAGUCAGACUAGACGCUGUAGAGCUGCCGGUCUCUGAUCUUGGGUCGGCCUGACAUUCAGGCUGGGCAGCGUCCCCCGACAUGGACAAAGUUGUCCUUAAAGAUAAUAUGGUGUCAGUUUAUUGCAAUGUGUCAGUAUGGAACUGAGACGGAAUGUCUGCAGACAUGUUCACCAGCCAGCACUGUCUGCAGACACAUCCUUCACCACAGUGUUGGACAGACCAAGCCACAAAGGUCCAAUAGGUGGAUGAAGAAAGUCAUGCAGUAGAUUCGUCCUUGCUAUUAGUCAGACCAUGCUAACGGCUCUCAGCAUUAAUGUAGUCAAAAUUGCUAUCAUCUCCUCAAACACAUAACAUUAAUCCAAUCCAUUGAGUGCUUUCUUCUGAAGGUGUGUGGAAUAUGAUCUCAUUCAGUAGAUUAUCGUCAAGUCACAAGUGUAUCAAAUCUCAUAAGUUUGUAUUAGAACAAGGCUGUUAAAAAUGUCAACUUUUCAUAUUACAAUGUAUUGUCAUUACAUUCCAUCUACCUUUAAGCCAUUAGGUUCCAUCAGCUGUUAAGCCAUUAGGUUCCAUCAGCUGUUAAGCCAUUAGGUUCCAUCAGCUGUUAAGCCAUAACGUUCCAUCAGCUGUUAAGCCAUAAUGUUCCAUCAGCUGUAAAGUCAUAACGUUCCAUCAGCUGUUAGUAAGGCAAAGCAUUCCAUUGGCUAUUUAGUCGUAGUGUUCCAUCCAAUGUUUAGCGAAAGCGUUCCAUCAGCUGUCCUGUCCAAGUUAGACUAGCUCCUUCAGGCUACACCACAGUUAAAGUCACUCAUUAGAAGUCAGCUACCUUACAUUGGGCUGGAAAUGCAGUGUUGCCACCACAUCAUUGAAAGGGUACUGAUAUUCCCAUAGAUAUCAACUGGUCAUCAUGUACAGCAGAACCUGUGUGAAGACUCAGUUAUUCAGAAUCUAGGUAAGAGCUUAAGAACAAAAUGCCUUCUUCACACAGUAAUGUAGUCAUUCAUCAUGCACAGGCACAUAAAAGAGAGUCUCACUGUUAGGAAUUUAAAGUCAUGCAGUUAGGCAUUAAGAGUCACACAGUUAGGCGUUAAGAGUCACACAGUUAGGCGUUAAGAGUCACACAUUUAGGCAUUAAGAGCCACACAGUUAGGAAUUAAGAGCCACACAGUUAGGAAUUAAGAGCCACAGUUAGGCAUUAAGAGUCCCACAGUUAGCCGUCAAGAAGAACACAGAUACAUAUUUGUAAUAUUGACAAACUGUUUACCAUCUUAAGACCAUUGUGUUGGUAGAGUCAUUUUUUAAUAGUUUCAGUGAUUAUGAGUGUAUACUGAAGUGAAUUGUAGGCCUUUCUAGGACAGUUUUGUACCUGAAUUCUUGUGUCGUGAGUUGUAGUGAUGUGUGUGGAUCUACUCCCGCCGCAGUUGGGUCGGACUGCACCAGCAUCCAUUCCGUUGUUACAUAGAACAUAAUCAUUCCAAGUGAUAUACAACUUUGUUUGGGGAAAUGUUUUGUUACAUGCCAUGCAUUUUUAUGAUGUUUUGUUGACUGUUUUAUGAUAGUUCCUUGUCAACUGAGGUUAAACCUUAAACUUGUUGUGUUUUGUGUGUUCUUGAGUGAAAAUGUGAUACAUGUGAUCCCUAAAUUCUUCUAUUGUACAAGCUAGUAGUUCUCCAUGACACCUCUGUCGACAUGCACCCUGGACCACACUCCUUGUGGGGCUAUAGUUUUCAGGUUUGCCCUCUGUUUGCUGAAACCGUAUAACUUCAGAAAAUCUUUCAAAAGAACCUUUUUGCAUUAUUACAAAUUUUUCUUCACACAGAAAAUCUGUGGGAUAGUCCAGUCUUUGUUCCCAGCAUGGGAGUAAUGCUAAAACCAUACACACUCGUUACAUACAUGGCACCUUUUUAAAGGGAGAAAACUCUGUAUUGUUGAGUGUGUGGAUUUUUUAAUAAAGUAGUAUGUUUUUGCAAUGAGGAUUUGUAAUGAAAGAAAUUAGGCAUUGUGUAUCUGUUUGAGUUACAAGUUGAAAUCCUAAUCAGCAAUGACAAACACGAAAAUAAAACUUGGCACCCUCUUAAACAUUUGCUACAAGAUAAGUUUAAUUCCAUGAUGUGAAUAUCUUGUAAACCAUUCCAUUCAUUAAUGUAACUGGACAUUAAUCCUAGUAUAUAUUCAUUACCUAAGGGAAUCUGGAAAUAAAGAGUACUGUGGUACCCUCAAGUGUGCUAUCCUGUAUCCAACAAGAUGGUGAGUGUUGACAUUGUGUGGUACUAGUGGAGUCAUGUUCACACAAGGUUGUUGCCUCAGGAUUCAAUACACUAUGUUGAUUUACUGAAAAUUUUAUCUUCUAAAGUUUCAAGAUUUUCAAUGAUUGUGAGAAUUGUGCAAUAUUUUCUGUUCCUUCGUGAUAACCUUAUACAGUUGUCAAUUGUACAAUUUACAUUAUUUAUUCUAUAGAGAUUGAGUGGAAAGUCUUUUUUGUAAAUAGAAACAGUUAUUUAUACUUGAUAAUGUGGUUGCAUGAAGAGCAAGCACCUGCUCGGUAGAUUAUUCUAGAGAAAACCCCUCAUCCCACUGGGUUUCAGUGAAACAAUAUGGUGUACAUUAUGUGGAAAUGGAAGUAGCAACCACAUGUAUGAGAAAUAAAGUGUUUUGUGUUUGAUUUGUGAAAGGUGAGACAUUACCCCGGUAUGUUGUUUAAUUGAAAUGCUCUGGUUUGUGGGGAUAGUUAUUAAUUUGAGUUUUGUACUUGUUUUAUUUUUGCCAGAGAUAUCAAUGGAAACAACUGAUAUUAUAUUGUGUUAAACUGUGCAUAGGUUUACACUGGUUAUUAAAGAGUAUUCAUUUAAAAUAUGCAACCACUUUAGUAUUGUAGAUGAUGAGUUAUGCAGUACGAAAUGUUUGUUGAACUGUCUGAACCAUGUGUUGUUGACUGAUGUCACGCCCAGUGCUGGUAGCCCUACCUGUUGUAGUCACCUGGCGCUCGCUCAUUAGCCUAGGUAUAGUUAGUUAAAGGCACAUCACCAGCCCUCUAAGCUCCCUCCCACAUCUCCAGCCCAAACUCCAUCCCACAUCACCAGCCCUCUAAACUCCCUCCCACAUCUCCAGCCCUCUAACCUCCAUCCCACAUCACCAGCCCUCUAAACUCCCCCCCACAUCUCCAGCCCUCUAACCUCCCUCCCACAUCACCAGCCCUCUAAACUCCCUCCCACAUCACCAGCCCUCUAAACUCCCUCCCACAUCACCAGCCCUCUAAACUCCCUCCCACAUCACCAGCCCUCUAACCUCCCUCCCACAUCACCAGCCCUCUAAACUCCCUCCAUCACCAGCCCUCUAACCUCCCUCCCACAUCACCAGCCCUCUAAACUCCCUCCCACAUCACCAGCCCAAACUCCAUCCCACAUCACCAGCCCUCUAACCUCCCUCCUACAUCACCAGCCCUCUAACCUCCCUCCCACAUCACCAGCCCUCUUACAUGUUUGUUUUGAAGCAGUGAUUGCAAAAUAUCCUGUCUGUGACAAACAUCGAAUGUUUCCCAUGAAUGAGAAGUGAUUGGUCUUAUAUGUCAGCAAAAACACAAUAAGCCAUGAAAUAUAACAAGUGAGACCUAACAUGCAAGUAAGUACAGAGACACCACCUGCCUUGUGGUGCCUAGUGGAGGCAGAAUGUGCCUUGUCCUGUCAGUUGACAUAUUGGCGCUGUAUUGCAAGUAUCACAGACAUUUGUCAGCACCAUACCCAUGCUUCACCAAAGUGGAAAACAUCUCAGACCUGCAUCACUUUGGGUUUUCCUCCCACCUCAAGCUGCCACACCACAAUAUAACUAAAAAUACUGUUCAAAUUGGCAUUAAACCCAACUCCCUCACGCCCUCACUCCAUGACUCUGUCACAGACACUGUGCAUACUGCUCACACAUUAUUGUUCCCAAAUGGUAAAAUACAUACAUUUAUCAAGUUGCCGUAGACAUCAGUAUGAAUCCGAUGUUAUCCAUCCCUAUUACUUGUUCUGUUUCAUGUGUGGAUUAAGCUUGUAUGUCGUAUCUGGAGCCAGUGAGUAUGGUGUAUGUCUAACCAGCCAUCUUCAAACUGGUGAUGUACCUUUAAGGCAUUGCUUCCUGCUUUUCUGCCCAACACACUUUGACCUGCAUGUCUAACACAUUGGCAUCUAAUUCCAUCCUCACAGAUCACAGGCCCCCUUCAUGUCCAUGCCUGUCAGAUCUGUCACAAAUCCUGUGGAAAAUGAGCAACACCUGGAAAACAAGGAACCGUCUUAGUUUCUUGACUGGGAUCCGUCUUAGUUUCUUGACUGGGAUCCGUCUUAGUUUCUUAUCUGGAAACUGUCUCAGCAUCUAGACUUGGAACCAUCUUAGUUUCUUGAUUGGGAACUGUCUCAGCUUCUUAACUGGGAACCAUCUUAGUUUCUUGACUGUUAACUGUCUCAGCUUCUAGACUUGGAACCAUCUUAGUUUCUUGACUGGGAACUGUCUCAGCUUCUAGACUUGGAACCAUCUUAGUUUCUUGACUGGGAACUGUCUCAGCUUCUAGACUUGGAACCAUCUUAGUUUCUUGACUGGGAACUGUCUCAGCUUCUAGACUUGGAACCAUCUUAGUUUCUUGUCUGGAAACUGUCUCAGCUUCUAAACUGGGAACCAUCUUAGUUUCUUGACUGGGAACUGUCUCAGCUUCUAGACUGGGAACCAUCUUAGUUUCUUGACUGGAAACUGUCUCAGCAUCUAGACUGGGAACCGUCUUAGUUUCUUGACUGGUAACUGUGUUUACUUUUAGUUUCUUUACUGGGAACAGUUUUUAGUGUAAGUUUCUCGACUGCAAACCAUUUUUAGUCUUAGUUUCUUGAAUUAGUUUGGACAAGUGUAAUAUGCAUUGAUUAAAUCCAUACCUAAGUUGCACCUGUAACAAGAGGAGCCUGAUUGAUCCUGAAGAGAAGCAGAUAGUUCAGUCUUCAUCAAUUAUGUUUUUGAUAUUCCCAUGACGAGCCAUCCCGUUAGCAUAAAUUACUAAGUAUUUACAUAAUGUGAUAACUUCUAAUGUCUAAUAAAAAUAUCAAAGACUUCAGAAAUGCAUCAUCAUAAUGGUGAAAAUUGAUGGAGUUUAUGGUCAUCCAUGAGUGAUGCUGCUGCUGAAAGUCUUAUGUAUAAUUAAUCCAUGGGCUCACUCACAGCAGUUUGGCUGUCAGAUAUUCAGAGUGUAACUCAUACAAUUUUCUUGAUAUAUGUCUGUGAAGAGAAUAGUCUGGUAGAAAUUCUAGAUAUUCACACAUCAUCAACGCUGUAUACCAUAUUCGCCAUAUUUAGCAUCCCAGGUGCUUAAUUGACAAACAAAGUGUUUAUUAACACCAUUCACGAGUUUGUUACUGUUUCCGGUGUUAACAUGUCGGCGGUAUUGUGUUCACGUGGGCAUUAGAAAGUCCAAGCUCAAUGUCUCCAUGUAUAAUAUGCACCCCUUUCUACACGGAUGUAUUUGCUGUAAAAAAUGUGUAUUAUACACAAGAAAAUACGGACUCAUGUUAACAAUGGGCUUUGUACAUGGCCCUUAUAAGAUUUCUUGCAUUUGGGUCUGGAAAGUGGUCAGGGGGUGAUAAUUGAGGCGGGGCGCUUAAUAUGGCGAAUAUGGUAGGUUCUUCCGGAUUAGCUAGCAAAGCUGGAGGCAUUCACCUGUUACUGUUACCAUGUUGCCCCUAGAUAUGAUAUGUAACUUAUGUAAGAUUUGUAGAUUAUUGUAUAUUUCCUAGUGUAAUGACAUAGUGUAGAUAGUCACCACCCGACCAUCAGUGUAGACUCAGUCUUUGUAUAUAGUAGAGCCAGAAUCUCGGGACGAGUUGCUCUUGGUAGGGGACUCGCUGUUAGUAUACCCACAAAUAUACUAUCCCAGUAACAAAUUAUUUAAUUACCCAUAUAUCUCUUCAACCUUCUCUAUGAAGACCUUGUUGGUGCAUAUUGACUUGUUAAUCAGUAUAACUCAAUAGCCUAUUGUACUGUUAUAGAUUUGUAAUAUUUCUGGAUAUUUAUCCAAUAUUGUUACAAUUUAUUGUAGCCAUGCAAUCUUAUUGACAACUGCGAUUGUAGUAUAAAGCUAUGUUAGAUAAGGCGACAGUUAACCAGCUAUUCAGUACAGUGAUUAGUUCAGACAAUUACAAGGUAGUGAGUCGUCAAACCAUUAGACCUUGUGUCCAGCCGUUGUUCGGUUUAUAGAUGAGGUACUGUCGCUCUAACUCGCCCCAACUGUCUCAUUGUUUCUGUUGGAUAAUUGUAGAUUUUUUAUACAAGUUUAUUGUGUUUACGAGAAAUCCAGUUUUAUUAUUAAGUAUUAUUCUUUCCAUGGUUUGUGAUUAUUUUUGUACUUUUUAUAUUUUUUACUUAUCCUGCAUUACUCCUUAAUGCAUAUUACUGCUUGUUCUUGACAGAGAAAAGAGUUGUGUGAAGGUCUCUGCUUGAAGAAGUUGUUCCAACUAGCUGAGAGGCCAACCCUAUCACGCAGCUCCCACGUGACCAAAGGAAGUGACGUCACGGAUCCUCACAUUACUCUCGUCACUUGCUGAAAGAAGACCCGUUUUUGAUCUGUAGCAUAAACUUGUUCAAACCCUUACAUGUUUUGCUUCUUGGGUUAAUGUUCAAUGUGCUUGUGUUGUGCACACGGUUUGUAUCUUGUGAAACAUUGUAUGUUUUAACAUGUGCAUAACUUUUGUACACCUGCUGGCGUUUUCUUAAGAAAGAAAACAAUGAUAAACCCAGGUGUCUUGUUGUUUCAAGUAGCCAUCUUGAAUAUUUUACAUGGCCAGUUAUUAACUGGCUUGCGUUCUAUAUUCUUCUUGCUUUGUACCCCUCCAUUGGCAUACCCUCACAAGUAUUUUGUCUUCGUUUUGUAUGUUGUCUUACGUUUGUCGUAAUAAUUGUUUCAUAAACCCAUGCAGUGGGAUUACCCACAAAUUAUAGCAUACAUCAUCGGGAGGGGACGCAUUGUGAUUUUACACUGCUUCAUUGCAGAUAUCAUGCCCUCAUGCUCAAAGUGCCGGCGUAAUAUGUCGGCGUGGGAUCCCCACCCCCUGUGCCUUUAUUGUACAUCUAAAUGUCCCCAGGGUCAUAGAUGUACAGAAUGUCUCCGCUUUCCCCACAGCUUUCAGACGGUACCUCCGUAUGUCCAGGAAACGGAGAACGCAACAGGCCAGGAAAACACCGGCGCCAGAUGUCUGACUUAUCCGAGUAAUUGCCCACAGCCAGAUCGGCUAUCUCAGACGACAACUCCCUGACCUCAAUUACUACCAUGAUGUCGGGCCCCUGGUCUCAGUUUCUACCCAGAGCUCCCUGACGACCACUACUGCGUCUAUCUUAACAGCGCCUAUCCAGUCAACCAGACAGACGCAUGGCGCCCAACAGGCACCCUGCCUAUGGCCCGACCCACUGCCAUUUCCAGAUUGGCACUGAACGCCAAAGGCUACUCGGCCAGAGCAGCUUGGGCCAUCAAGAUGGCAUAUCGCCCAACCACCAGGAGCCUCUGUAAUGAUUAGUGGCAAUCCUUCGAGAGCUUUUGCAGGGGCAAGCAACAAGACCCCAAAUCUGCAUCACCUCAUUUCCUGGCCGAGUUCAUGCUCCAUCUGGGUCACAAGCGUAAACUCAAGGGCAGUUCCGGAGGAUCGGCGCGUGACGUAAAUCCCGAGCCUUUAUUCUCCAGGCCUAUGAGGCCACGGGAUUGGACCCCCAGGCUCUAACAACCCACAUGAGACCCGGGCGAUCGCCUCCACUAUGGGGCUACACAGCAACUGAGCUCUACUUGCCAUCAUGGAGAGGUGUUCUGGCGAUCAAACACAUUCGUCGCCAGUCGACAUAUGCAAGAUGUCGCAUUGGAGGAUGUGCUAGGCACACAUAACUCGGUCCGUCACUAGUGCCAAACAGGCUCCUCUACUACACGUCACUGACCUCGCCUCCAAGUCCAGAGCCGGCUUUUCGACCUCCCCUGGCGUAAGCCCUGGACUAGAAGGUUCAUACCCCACUUACAUACAGCUCGGUACUCCAGUCUUGACCUAACCGAGAGUUAUUGUCAGGCUGCGCAGUUUCCCAUACAUGGAGUGGUAACCUGAUGCCGACUACACAGCCGAGGGCGGGCUGAGGGAAUUGGAAGUUCCCAUACAUGGAAUGGUCACCCGAAGCCGACCACACAGCCUAGGAUUGGCUAGGGAACAGAGUCUGGAAAUAAAAGAUGAAAGUCCACAUCUGAAGGUUCACCCGCCUCCGGUUCCGUCCGAUAAAGAUGCAUUAAGGAGUAAUGCAGGAUAAGUAAAAAAUCUAGUAAAAUCCUAGAUAUUUUUUAUAUUUGUAUAAUUAUCCUGCAUUACUGCGUCUAAAGGGACCCACCCAUCGCAGAUCUACCUCCCCACGAAGCCCGGACUCCAUAGUAAUGUAAGGAUCCGUGACGUCACUUCCUUUGGUCACGUGGGAGCUGCGUGAUAGGGUUGGCCUCUCAGCUAGUUGGAACAACUUCUUCAAGCAAAGACCUUCACACAACUCUUUUCUGUCAAGAACAAGCAGUAAUAUGCAUUAAGGAGUAAUGAAGGAUAAGUAUACAAAUAUAAAAAAUAUCUAGGAUUUUACUAGUUACAGAAAUGUUUAUGUAUUGACACUAUUGUGUUUGAAAGUUUGACUCUAUGGCUGAAUAUAUUUGUAUAUUAUACAUACAUUUUCUAAUAUAUUGCAUUAUUCAGAUCUGUUACUACAUCUCAAUAUAUAUGUAUACCGAUGGGGAAGAGGAAAUCAGUCACCACUUAGCAUUGCCUUAUGCAGUGAGUCUUAGACAGGAAAAUACUUCCUUGUAAAUUUGAAAGAUAUAACCGUUAUUUCCAUAACAUUUAUGACUUUAUUUUUCCGUUCGGUUGACCUUUGUAUCAAUAUUAAUUUUAAUCUAUUCUUUGUGUUUAUUUUUUUAACGUAUGAAAGGAAUCGGUUGCUCAAAUUAAACAUGUUAAAUCUAACAAGAACCUAAUGUGUAACUGGUAUCAGUGUCUAUACUACUCUCUGCUCUGAAUUAUCUUUUGUGUGAUUAUCGGUUCGUUGACUAAUCAAAGACUAAACAAAUAUCAAAAUGCUCAAUGUUUUGUUUAUCUGAUAUGAUGAUGUUGGCCAUGAUCUGUCAGUAUGAGAGAACUUUUGGAGAGAAAACUUCAAACAUGUACCAUCUUAUCAAGUCAAUUUCUGAACAAGAGUUUCUAUAUAGGUUUGGUACUCUCAACACACUGUUUGAAAUUAUUCUAUUUUCUAAACUUCUAGUAGUCUUGAGACUAUAUAGGAAUAGUAAUGUAGGUGAUGUGUCAUGCACAGUAUAGUGUAACUCAAUACUUCACGCUACGAUAUCUUGUCUUUCUCUGUGUCAUCCUAUAUGUUACAUGUAGAUAUUAGGUAGCCAGGGCUCUUCGUCUGGUCAUUCCAGGGACUCCACACUGAUGGAUGAGAGCCUUGGUUCUGUUACUAGGUAGCCAGGGCUCUUCGUCUGGACACUCCAGGGACUCCACUGAUGGGGGGAAGAGUCUUGGUGCUGGUACUAGGCAGCGAUGUGAUUUAGACAGUAACCCCGCUCAAACGAUGCCACCCCCAGUAGCUACACAUUCAGAACCCUACACUUUCCCUUCUCAAGGCAUGCUUAUUGUUGAGUUCAUUUACUUCCUGUUCACUAUUUAUCAAUAUGCAAACUAACUAUACCUAAUGUGCAAUAACUUGUUUUCAACUUGCAGAUUAAAUAAAUAGCAUUCCACAGUCGAAA
Molecule: messenger RNA, 13690 nt
Organism: Haliotis rufescens (red abalone)
Lineage: Eukaryota; Metazoa; Mollusca; Gastropoda; Lepetellida; Haliotidae
Product: calcium-dependent secretion activator 1-like
Exons: 30
Coding region: 114-3941 (1275 amino acids)
Biological process (GO): dense core granule exocytosis; synaptic vesicle exocytosis
Source: RefSeq, a predicted model, not a curated record